UGGGCCAAUAGAUUCUUGUUCCCGUGGUUUUCUUUAUUGUUACUUAACCACCCCACCCCACCCCCACCCCACCCCACCUCAACCCCCACCCCCUCCCCACAAACUCUCUUUAUAAACCCCACCCCAUUUCUUUCCAUUUCCUCCAGCCACCCUACCUCCACCGUCCGUACCAACUCCGGCCAAAACUAACAAACAAACAAAUGGAAUCAACCACCACAAGAAGACCCCUUUUUCUUGAGGAAACCAACGGUCUUGCUUCUAUUUCCGAUGAGUUUUCACCCUCACAAUCACCUUCAAUUUCAAGACCCUUAUACUCUCCAAGAAAAGCUUCUCUUAAAAACCUUUCUUCUUUUUCGUCUCCAAGAUCUGGCCGGUUUUUACAUGGUAGAUUUGAAGAACAACAACCUCAUUUCUUGGAUGCCUGUUUUCUUUGCAAAAAACCACUUGGUCAUAACAGAGACAUCUUCAUGUACAGAGGUGACACACCAUUCUGCAGUGAAGAUUGUAGAUCAGAACAGAUUUACAUCGAUGAAACCAAACAAAAAACCAAGAAUCUUUCUACUUCAAUGAGAGCUUUGAGGAAGAAAGAACAAAAAGAAAACGAAACUUCCCAAAAAUACCCUUUUCGUUCUGGUGCCGUAGUGGCUGCUUAACCAGUAAUUUGAUUCUAAUUCAAGGGUAAAAUGGGAAAAUUUUGUCUUUUAUAGAAGCACGUGACUUGAGCAUGCACUACUUUUUUCUUUUUUUUAUUUACCUCGGGAGUUUUUACCGUGGUAAAAAAGAAAAUUAUGGUGGGAAGUAGUACCAUCAGUCUGUGGUCAAUGAAGUAUAGUACAAGUGGUUAAUGCAUAAAGUUAGUGUACUAGCUAAUCUUGUACUUGUAGUACAUAUAUGAUGCAUAAUAGUAACAAGUCCUUUAUGCAACCAUUUUUGUUGUGUGUUUGGCCUUUUCUAUUGUAUGGAAAUCACGUACAUUACCAAUU
Molecule: messenger RNA, 983 nt
Organism: Helianthus annuus (common sunflower)
Lineage: Eukaryota; Viridiplantae; Streptophyta; Magnoliopsida; Asterales; Asteraceae
Product: FCS-Like Zinc finger 2
Exons: 2
Coding region: 201-653 (150 amino acids)
Source: RefSeq, a predicted model, not a curated record